Diprion similis is the source of this 1466-nucleotide messenger RNA. Its product is annotated as 27 kDa hemolymph protein-like. The record is from RefSeq and is a predicted model, not a curated record. NCBI's taxonomy places the organism in Eukaryota, Metazoa, Arthropoda, Insecta, Hymenoptera, Diprionidae. The transcript is spliced from 4 exons. Bases 208 to 1107 code for a protein of 299 amino acids.
ACAAGGAGACAGAAAGCAAUCGUGGAGGAUUUCGGUUUUUAAUUUUUUUCAGAGGAAGAUGCAGCGACAGCUUUUAGAUUAAUAUCUCAAGUGCUUUUUCGCGUCGUAAUUCGUGCGUGCAAAUCUGACUCCCGUAAAGUAGCUGGCACGAAUAUUCUAGUUACUUGUGCCAACGUUGCAAGAGUAAAUCGAUCAACUGCCAAUAUAAUGAGGAACUCGACUACUUUGCUCUGUGUUCUGGUCGCAGGUCUCUUGAGCUUCAGCAUUGCUCAGGAACAAAAAAUUCCAAGCAAAGAUGAGAUAAUGGAAAAGGUACCGGCGCUUAACAAUAUUCCUGGCUUGGCAAACUUCAACACCUCUAGUGUCAACACUGAGAAAGCGGAGGAGCUGAUCAAAAACAAGUGCAAUAAAAAUGGGGGCCCCGAAGCGUACGACACUGCCAAAGGGGCAGCGCAAGAACUAAAGGUGUGCUUUGAAUCCCUGAUAAACUUUCCCCAGUUGGAAACUGAGAUGGCCGAAGCGACCCCCAAAGGAGAUCUCGAUGUUGUAUUCAAGAAGUAUUGCGGGAAAAUUCCAGACUUGAAGACGUGCGUCACUCAGGCAUCAAACCUGACACAGCCCUGUCUGGAAGUAGAGGAGCGUCAGAGUAUUAACAUGUUUCACAAUGUGACUGAUGCGCUGAUGGAAUUCAUUUGCGAUAAUGAGGGCGACCGCAUUGCCAUGUUCUUAGCUGCUGGUGGCAGAGAGUGUUUCAACGACUCACGAGUAGCUAUUGAAAAGUGUGCAAACGAUACCCUCAGGACCCAGUUGCCUAUAACCAACCUCAAUCAAACGGCGCUUUCCGCCCUACAAAGUAUUCCUUUGCUGAUCCUUGAUGCUGAAAAAUGCAGGGACGUAGAAAAGUUUCAAAACUGCACCGUGAAAGUGUUGGAGGAGUGCGCGGAUCCAACGCCGGCAAAUGUGUUUGAUUCACUGGUGAAUUUUGCAAAGAGGAGUACACCGUGCAAUCCUACACCAGUAUCAAGCAGUCUAAACGGUGCAUCCAGCAGCUUGGUCAACGUUUUAUUAGUAACUCUUGCAAUGGCAAUAUUUUCGCAAUACUUCUAAGAAAAGGUUUAGGAAGAAGGUGAAGAUAAAGAAUAUUUAUUUCCUGUAAUAAGAAACAAAGUUUCUGGACUAUGUAAGGUGUAACCAGCCACUGGAAUCAAUGAGUUCUGAGUGAUUGAGAUGAAAUAUGUGCAUCAUUAUGCGUAGACCAAAAGCAUGAUGGAUUAUAAAAUUCUUCACCGUUACGGAACGACGCUCUCAAGUUGUUGUUCAGAUAUUUUUUUUGUUCAAUGACAACUCGAAUUCGUUCGGAAAUCUCGAUGCUAGCUGCUUCUGAAUAGGGUGUGACGAAAAGGUAAUGAAGAGAAAAUAUUUUUCGAUUCAGAUUCGUGUAUUAUUCACCAGUGAACACGGUAGAG